Molecule: messenger RNA, 270 nt
Organism: Rhizophagus irregularis DAOM 181602=DAOM 197198
Lineage: Eukaryota; Fungi; Glomeromycota; Glomeromycetes; Glomerales; Glomeraceae
Source: RefSeq, a predicted model, not a curated record
GAUAUACUUCAUGAACUUGAAAAUGAAACUAAUGCUAAUUUAUUUUAUAAAUAUGUUAAAAAGGAUGUUAAAAAUAUGGGUAUAAAAUAUCCAAUGGACUUAUUUACUAUAAAUUCAAAACUAAAGAAUAAUCAAUACACAAGUUUAGAAGAAUUUGAAAAAGAUAUUCGUUUAAUAUUUCGCAAUUGCUAUACAUAUAAUAAUGUUGAAAGUGAAGUAUAUUGUUCAGGUGAAAUAUUGGAAUCUAUUUUUAACAAAAAAUGGAGUGAA